Messenger RNA from Glycine soja, 1753 nucleotides. Its product is annotated as basic leucine zipper and W2 domain-containing protein 2-like. The transcript is spliced from 8 exons. Gene Ontology annotation, cellular component: membrane; cytoplasm. The record is from RefSeq and is a predicted model, not a curated record. Bases 137 to 1372 code for a protein of 411 amino acids. Lineage: Eukaryota; Viridiplantae; Streptophyta; Magnoliopsida; Fabales; Fabaceae. Gene Ontology annotation, molecular function: protein binding.
CCAAACCCAGUUCGGUUCUGUCCUCUUUUCUCUUCUCCCUUUUUCUCUCUGUCUCUCUCUCUCGCUCUCGCUCUUCUUCUCAUCAAGCACAGAGUUACAGACUCACCGAUCUUCCGAUUCUCUUUCGUCUUGGUUUAUGAGCUCGAAGGAGAGACCCACUCUUGGUGGCACGCGGAUUAAGACCCGCAAACGAAAUAUUGCUGCGCCGCUGGACCCUGCAGCAUUCUCGGAUGCAGUGGUCCAGAUUUAUUUGGAUAAUGCUGGUGAUCUGGAACUUAUUGCUAAGAGUAUUGAAUCUUCAGACCUUAACUUUUCAAGAUACGGUGACACCUUUUUUGAGGUUGCUUUCACUGGGGGUCGUACACAACCUGGAACUACCAAGCCUGAUGAGGGGGACCGCCACCCAUACUCUAUAAUAGAGUGUGAGCCUAAGCGUGAAGUCAUUUUACCAUCUGUAAUCUACAUACAAAAGAUUUUGCGGCGAAGGCCAUUUCUCAUCAAGAACCUUGAAAAUGUUAUGCGGAAAUUCCUUCAGUCCUUGGAACUUUUCGAGGAAAAUGAGAGGAAAAAGUUGGCAAUCUUCACAGCACUUGCUUUCUCUCAGAAGCUGUCUGGUCUCCCACCAGAAACUGUGUUCCAACCACUUCUUAAAGAUAACCUUGUGGCCAAAGGGCUAGUUCUGUCAUUUAUGACUGACUUCUUUAAGGAGUAUCUGAUUGACAACAGCCUUGAUGAUCUUAUUUCAAUUCUAAAACGGGGAAAAGUAGAGGAGGAUCUUUUGGACAUUUUCCCCCCUACAAAAAGAUCCAUUGAAGCUUUCUCUGAGCAUUUCACCAAGGAAGGAUUGGUGGCCUUGGUGGAGUAUAAUGAAAAGAAAAUUUUUGAGGUGAAACUUAAGGAAAUGAAGUCUUCUUUAACAGCACAGAUAACAGAGGAGGCUGAUACAUCUGAAGUCAUUGAGACUGUGAAGCUGCGAGUUAGAGAUGCUAAAUUGCCGGAAAUUGAGGUGGUGCGGAUCUUGUGGGAUGUUUUAAUGGAUGCUGUUCAGUGGUCUGGAAAAAAUCAGCAACAGAAUGCAAAUGCAGCCCUUCGUCAGGUAAAAACUUGGGCAGAAUUGUUGAAUACAUUCUGCACCAGCGGGAAACUUGAGCUGGAGCUGAUGUACAAAGUACAGAUGCAAUGCUAUGAGGAUGCUAAACUGAUGAAGCUGUUCCCUGAGAUUAUUAGAUCUCUUUAUGACCAGGAUGUGCUGGCUGAAGAUACCAUUCUUCAUUGGUUCCGAAAAGGAACAAACUCCAAGGGCAGGCAAACCUUUGUGAAGGCGCUGGAACCCUUUGUUAAUUGGCUGGAGGAGGCUGAAGAGGAGGAGUAAGUGUGGUGGAGGUUCAGGGCUGAAGAAAUUACCUUGUCUUUCAGCUCUUGUACCAUUUAGCUAAGAUAUUUGGCUCGAAUUCUCUUAAAUUCGGUUCUGCCUAGUAGUACUGAUUAUCUUUUAAUUUGUAUUUGUGUUGUGUUUGACUCCUCCUCCUCCUCCAUCGUGCUCUCGGGACAUAUUCAUGGAGCCUGUGUGUUUUCCGCACGCCACUUUGAUAUGUUAUACGGGUGCAUUACUGUAUUUUGAGUGAUUAUUUCAAUAAUGGGUGGUACUCUUAUCCCUGUUGAAACUUUGAGUUCAGUGCUUGACUAAUUCUAUUGGUGGUACUCUUAUCCUUGUUUUACACUUUUUAUAUCUAUUUUGUUUUUAUUUUCUUUA